AUGUCGAAGCGACCAGAGGCGCAUUUGCAGCCUUUCCUGACACACGACGGAAACAACGUCAACGGGACGAUUCAGGUGCGAAAAGAAACACAGAAAUGGCGAAAGAGCUUGUAUAUGUUUGUACUACUAGGAAUUGCAGUCCUCUGCAUCAACACCGGCUUCCUAGUUUGGGCACUGCGUACAAAAGGUGCGACAAACGGUGUUGGCAUACUCUACGAAGCAACCUGCGAUUACACCAAGAAGGUUAACAUUGGUGUACAUUUGCUCAUCAAUAUUUUAAGCACCGCGAUUCUAGGUGCGAGUAAUUAUUGCAUGCAAUGUCUUUCAGCUCCCACCCGAUCUGAAGUCGAAGACGCACAUCAUAAAGGGAACUGGCUCGACGUCGGUAUACCUAGCAUGAGAAACAUAAUGUCGUCUAGUUUUGGAACGCGCAAGAAGAUUUGCUGGUGGGUUCUGGGACUGUCUUCGUUUCCCUUGCAUCUCUGCUACAACUCGGUAGUCUUCAUGUCCACCUCAGCCCAGACAUACGGAGUCAUUGAAUUUGGCCCUGAGGCAAAGGCCGCGAUAGAAAACGGGACUUUCAAUGGCACAAUGAACAGUACUUAUACGGGUGGUUAUACCAGCAACCCGUAUGUAAACGGUCAACUCUACUCAGAAGCUUUCAAAUCAGGACGGCUUCAGAACCUCACGCUCCGCGAAUGCAUCGAUGCUUACAGUGUUAAUUUCCAAUCAGCAAGAGGCAAUAUCUUCCUUGUCGUUGACGAAGGUGUCAUGGGAGCCGACGAGAUUUACGGCGCAUUCAACUACAUUGAACGCACCGGUACUUGCUCGACUGACACAGGCACGUCAUGGAUCUACAGACAAUUUCAAGGUGAAGCUGGCUAUUGCUUCGAGCAGCAAGCACCUCGCUUCUUGCCUCGACUCAAGGAGAAUCCAUCGAUAUGGGCACCGUUUGCUGGCCACCCAGUGCGAAGUUGCCUCAGCGAGCCCACAGGCCCAACAUGCAAGAUGAGUUUUAGUGUUCAUCUCAUGGCGAUAGUCAUUGCGUUCAAUGUGGUGAAGAUAUGUACCAUUUUAGUCGGUCUCUUCGCUCUUCGCAACGACCCCAUGUUGACGGUUGGAGAUGCAGUGGCAUCGUUUCUUCGCGAGCCGGACACGAUAGCCCACAACAUGUGCCUCGUGUCCCAGCAAGAUAUCCGUACAGCGAGAAAAAAUUGGCCAGCAAAGCAGCAACCGAGGACAUUUACAAUGAACUCUAGCAGAUGGUCUUCAGCAGUCAAGAGGGGAAAGCGAUGGACCGUUCGUAUCGCCCUAUUCAUGGGCAUCUGCGUCCUGAUCUUCCUCUUCGCCUACGCCUACAUCUCAAUCAACGGCGACAACAGCCUCAGCAGUAUCCUCGGCAUCGGUCUUGGCAACGUCGAUCCACGCACCAUCGUGCAAAACGGCACUGCCUCGUCCGGCCUCCUUGGCGUCUUCUCAAACGUCUUUGUAGCAAACUCUCCUCAAGUAAUCAUAUCCCUCAUUUACUUCUCUUACAACGCCGCCAUCACGUCGAUGCUGCUUGGAGACGAGUGGUCCGCGUUCUUUACUCGGUACAAGCCACUCCGCGUUUCGACGACUCGCCGCGGACACCAGCGCAGCACGUAUUUCCUGCAGCUUCCGUAUCGUUAUGCAUUGCCGCUGCUGGGGUUCUCGACGCUGCUGCACUGGCUGGCGUCGCAAAGCUUGUUCGUGGUCUCGGUAGAGUUGUAUAAUAUGCACGGCGACUUUAUUUCUCUAUCGUUUUCGCCACUCGGUAUCUUGCUUUCGAUAAUCGUCGCUCUCGUUUUGGCGAUUGGUAUAUUUAUCUUGGGUAGGAAGAAAUUGAGUCCUGCUCCCCUGGUGGGAUCUUGUAGCGCUGCGAUUGCAGCAUCUUGUUAUGCAAGGCCGUAUGAAGUUGCGCCCUGGGAGAAGGAACUCAAGUGGGGUGCUUUCAUGUUGCAGGGUGAUCAGCAGUAUUUUCCUACGCCGCAUUGCGGUCUCUCGAGUCUUGAGGUUUCUCAGCCUAUUGCUGGGCAGCAGUACUCUUAG
Molecule: messenger RNA, 2070 nt
Organism: Bipolaris victoriae FI3
Lineage: Eukaryota; Fungi; Ascomycota; Dothideomycetes; Pleosporales; Pleosporaceae
Exons: 4
Coding region: 1-2070 (689 amino acids)
Source: RefSeq, a predicted model, not a curated record